AUGGCUUCUGACGGACUGCAAGAAAAAGCAAAUUUUACAAGACUCAGUAGACUUUUAGUUGACAAAGGAACUGAGGCUUUGAGAAAUACAUUUGAUACCAUCCAUCCACCUGUUAGUCUACCCGGAGUACUGGCUGCAAACAAAACAUCUCUUCAAAAGUUAAAACCUCGAAUUAUUAAUAAUUCUCAGUGGGAUUUACUGUUUCCUCCGUCUGGCAACCCACCAGAUUCCAAAACGUUUGAUGUCACAUUACUUACAGUUCUAUUCCGGAACAUUUGUGGUUUUCCAUCAACAGGAUGGGGUGUAAUGCCUCCGGAUACUGAUAGAUCAACGCAAGCGAAUAUCACAAGAAUCAAGUGUUACAGAAAUGAAGUUAUUGCACAUGUAACAACAACUCAAGUUGACAAUUCAACAUUCGAGUCUUUAUGGAAGAAAAUUGCCGAGGCAUUGGUAGAAUUGAGCAUUCCACAGAGUGAUGUCGACGAUUUGAAAACUUCAUCUUUGGAGCCUGACGAUAAACGGUAUUCCAAAAUCCUUGAACAGUUGAAAAUUCAUGAAUCUUUGAUUGAUCGUUUGACACGAAUUACAGAAGAAUACCGCGGUGAAAGUGAUGAAGAUGUCUUGCGAAAACUUGCAAAGCAUAAUUUUAGGUGUAAAAUUCAGAGAAAAGCUGAGUUAUUCCAACCCGGAACAAGAGAGUGGUUAUUAAAGAAAGUUGACGAGUGGUUUCAUAAGAAUGAUGCGAAUUCAAGAAUAAAGUUAAUAACGGCUGGACCAGGAUUUGGUAAAAGCGUGUUUGCCGCUAAAAUCUGUGAAGAUUUUGAGAAGAAUGGAAAGCUCGCUGCUUGUCACUUUUGUGAUUUCAGUGAUUCAAACCUAAGAGAUCCUAUGGUGAUGCUGCAGUCUCUCGCAAGUCAGAUGUGUAAGAGCGUCCCUGGCUUUAAAAAUGAGCUCCUUGAUCAAUUACAGCGACCGCAUCAAGUCAAAAAUCUCAGAGAUGCUUUCCAAAUAUAUUUACAAAAUCCCUUAGCUGAAUUGGAAAUAAAAGAGCCACGUUUAGUCGUGAUCGAUGGCUUGGAUGAAAGUGCUGCUGAUAAUAAGAAUGAAAUUACUCAUUUGAUUGCUGAAUAUUUUCCUGAUCUUCCCGAGUACAUCAAAAUCUUGGUGACGAGCAGGCCAGAGAUUUCCGUUGCUGAUCUAAGACUAAGAGACGAUCAAAAGACGAACAUUGCGAAUGUUGACGCCAACAAUAACUCAGAUCUUGAUCUUUACUUUAAACAAUGUCUUCCAAAUUUAGUCGGCAGGGAAGUACAUCAAAGUGAAGUGAGCCGUGAUUUGAAUGAGUAUCCAUAUCUUUACCGUUUUGAGCAAAAUAAAACUAUUAGUUUACUUUCCAUAUUUGUUGCCAAAUGCCAGGGCUCAUUUCUCUAUGCAUACCACUUUCAAUCUGGGCUAAGGGCUCGCUAUGAUCUUGAGAAGAUAACAAAUAAUGACUUUAUGGAGUUUCUCCCAGAAGGACUGCAUUCUGUUUACGAACGAUAUUUUAAACGCCUUGAAGACGAGCUUAGCGACAUAAAACAUGAAAAGUUCGAUGUGUUGAAAAUUUUGGAAAUGCUGGCUGCUUCCGAAGAAGAUCUUCCCCUCACUUUCGUCGCUCAGGCUUUUGGUUUAGCUCCAGAUUGUCGCGAAACGAAAGACAUCAUCAACAAAAUUAAUGAAACCGUAUCGUGCUUGUUGUACGUUUCAGAUGACAUGUUAACCGUUUUUCACAAGUCCGUUAUUGAUUGGCUUCUAGCAAAGGGCUACAAAGAUCACCAGUAUUCUGUCAAAGUCGAUGAUGGACAUAGAUCGCUUUGGCUUUUAUGCGAAAAGGGUUUUAAAGAAAUUAAAGAUAAAGCUGUUCACUCAGGACUUGAGGUGAAGUUUACUAUUGACGUGGAAUAUGCUCUGAGAUUUGGUUUAAAAUAUCUAGAAAAGUGUGAAAUGGAGGAAGGUGUGUUUUGGUCAGUUGAUGUCAUUAUCGUAUGUUAUAUGUUAACUGUAAUCGGUUCAUAUGAAUUGCUGCGUUUCUGGCUCACAAUACUGCAAUGUUCCUGGGUUAAAAACGAAGAUUUACGCGCCCGCAUUUCGUACCAUGUCAUUGAAUCUGAGUCUUUGGAACAUGCCUUGGAACCCGUGAGAGGAUAUUCCCACUCUUUAAAACAAGUUUAUUCGACAAUAUUUUCACAAUCGUAUUUACAAGAGGUUCUUACCCGUUCUCCAGAAGGUUAUUUCAGCGAUGAUGAGAAGAAAAUCGCGGAGACGCUACCAUCAAACCUUUCACCUUUGGUGGAGUCGAAUUCUUACAAAGUUUCGGUUUUGCCGCGAGCAGUCUGGAAACACGGUGACUUGGAUCAUAUUACAGCUGUUGCUUUAUCUAACGAUGAAAAAAGUGUAGCAGUUGUAAGAUAUAAGUUUAUCCAUGUGAUAUCCCUACCAACAUUAGUUGAAAUUAUGAGUUAUUCAACAAAAUUGAAAAGAAUUCCAUGCUGCAUAUUUUCUCCAGACGAUUCGCUCAUAUUAUUUGGUAAACUGGAAACAGCAUUUAACAUUGCUGGAAAAAAGGAAGUUCCAUUUUUCCCUGGAAAUGAAGAGACGUUCCUGUCCUGUGCAUUUUCCCCGAACGGCAAAAAACUGUGUCACAGGGUUAUUUAUUAUUGCAAAUUCAAAUCAUCUUCGUUUUUGUGUUUGGAACGCCAUCACAUUGCAAAGAAGUGA
This is a messenger RNA of Dendronephthya gigantea, 2757 nucleotides long. RefSeq lists its product as uncharacterized. Gene Ontology annotation, molecular function: protein binding. The transcript has 2 exons. NCBI's taxonomy places the organism in Eukaryota, Metazoa, Cnidaria, Anthozoa, Malacalcyonacea, Nephtheidae. The record is from RefSeq and is a predicted model, not a curated record. The coding region runs from base 1 to 2757 and encodes 918 amino acids.